AUGCACAUCAGCCGAUUUAUCGUCGCCGCUAGCGUCAUAGCAUUUUCAAUGGCGCAAAACAAUCUUCAGCCGAGCCCUAGAGACGAUGAUCCCCAUUCGAUCACCGGGCCUGAAGGGACUGGCAAACCCCAAGUUUUGGUAGGACGCAACGCUCAAGCCCGUUGCGGUCCUGGAUUCGGCAGGUGUGCUGGAGACAACUGUUGCUCGACUGCCGGUUACUGUGGAAAGACCAAAUCUCACUGCAGCUCUCCUGAUUGCCAGAUCAAUUUCGGCCACUGUGAUGCUCAUGUGACUCCUGGCGGUCCACCGACAGAUACCAUCCCUCGACCCAAGCUUGGAAACGUUCCGUACGGACCCCACGCUGUCCGUUCUUGUCUUGCGCCGGGAACAGUGGCCUUGACCUUCGAUGAUGGUCCAAACAAGUAUACCAAGGAUCUUCUCGAUCUGCUUGACAACUACAACGCGAAGGUGACCUUCUUCAUCACAGGUAACAACAAUGCAAAGGGCCCCAUAGAUACUCCGGGAAUGCCAUGGGCUUCAUUGAUUGAACGCAUGCACCAAAGCGGACACCAGAUUGCUAGUCAUACCUGGUCCCAUCAGGAUCUCAGCAAAAUCUCUCCGGAGCAACGUCAGAUUCAGAUGUUGUGGAAUGAGGUUGCCCUCCGCAAUAUCUUGGGUGGCUUUCCCACGUAUAUGCGGCCCCCGUAUUCGAGCUGCACUAUGGAUUCCGGCUGUUUGAACGACAUGGGUACGCUAGGCUAUCAUGUCAUUCUCUACGACAUCGAUACUGAGGAUUAUAGCCAUGACAGCCCAAGUGCCAUUCAAGGUUCUAAGGACAUUUUCGAUAAGAGCCUUGCCCGGGGAAAGCCAUCCGAUAAGUCUUGGCUAAUUAUUGCUCACGAUGUUCACGAGCAGACCGUCCGCAAUCUUACAGAGCACAUGCUAAAGAAAUUAUCCAGCGAUGGCUACAAGAUCGUGACAGUCGGCGAAUGUUUGGGGGAUCCAGAAGAGAACUGGUAUCGUACAGAUGAUAGGUUCGAUAACAUUGUCCUCCGGAAAGCCUCUACCCCCACUUCUGUCAAGCAAACGAUUUCCCACGAUGGUCGUUGUGGUGCGAGUGUGACAUGCAAGGGAUCAACAUUUGGACCAUGUUGUGGCAAGAACAACAAGUGUGGAAAUUCCCCCAAGUAUUGCGGACUGGGAUGUCAGCCUAAUGCUGGUCGUUGUCAGAAAUCCAGACACCUGUCUACUCAUCGACAUGGAUCUGACGCCAAAUCAGAGGCGGGCGAUGUGGUGCAACCCGGCUUGUACGCGGCGGGCUCCGUACUCGUAUCUGCUUCUGGGUUGGGAGUAUUUUCAUCAACCAUCGAAUGCGUGGUCCCAACUGUAUCUGCUAUUGUCUCCUCUUGGGGAAUAUUGUUUUGGUCAAGCUUUAUAUCUGACGGAUUAGUUGCGUUUAUUGUCUCGAGUGGUUCUUCGACGACCGCAUCGGAGGUUUUCUUGCGCUUGCGGCCGCGUUUUUUGGGUGCGUGUGCUUGUGCUUCGGACUGA
Aspergillus alliaceus is the source of this 1551-nucleotide messenger RNA. RefSeq names its product chitin deacetylase CDA6. The transcript is spliced from 3 exons. Lineage: Eukaryota; Fungi; Ascomycota; Eurotiomycetes; Eurotiales; Aspergillaceae. The record is from RefSeq and is a predicted model, not a curated record. The coding region runs from base 1 to 1551 and encodes 516 amino acids. Gene Ontology annotation, molecular function: hydrolase activity, acting on carbon-nitrogen (but not peptide) bonds; chitin binding. Gene Ontology annotation, biological process: carbohydrate metabolic process.